Molecule: messenger RNA, 4241 nt
Organism: Solanum lycopersicum (tomato)
Lineage: Eukaryota; Viridiplantae; Streptophyta; Magnoliopsida; Solanales; Solanaceae
Product: late embryogenesis abundant protein 31-like
Source: RefSeq, a predicted model, not a curated record
CCACUAAUUUGGUGUGGAAUUUACUAAUAGGCCAAUUGUGAAAGAAGAAAAGAGCAGGCUUUUCCUUGAAAUAUUAAUGGCUAUGAGUUGUUAAAGUAGUCUUUAUACUUCUGUUGUUGCAAUUUGUCACAAUCGCAUCUGCGUAGCUUGAGUUGCUGAGUUGUUCAAUUGGUUGUGUUGUAUAAGCAUAAAUGUUUGUAAUAGGCAAAUGGCUGAUUUCUUUUUUUUUAUUCUUCUUUAUGUGUGUGGUUCAUGUCUGUGAUCUUAUCGAUAUAAAGAUGCAUUCUUUCUUUGUAUCUUGAAAUUUAGUUCAUCUGAUUUUUUUGGUUGCCACUAUUUCGAAAUCACUUUACCAUUAAAAAAGUAUGCAAUGGUGGUGCCAUUCAGUUGAUUUUCUGUAUAUCCUUUUAUUCCUAUCACAAAGGUAUGUGUUGAUGAUUGAUGAACCAAUGGAAGAACAUAUAGUGAAACUCCAUGGCUCCUAGUGUCUAAGAUAGUAUUGAUCACACGUCAUAUAGACUUCUGCUGUCCGAUGUAGCCGAAGAACUGCUGAUGUUGGUAAUUCUACCUUCACUUUUGCAAAAAAUACUCCGAACUGCCGCAUGAUUAUCAUCAUUAUUCAGCUGCUAAUGGGGUAACAAUUUCUCAAGUGUGUGCAGUCCUAUAUUAUGUAUAGGGUCCUAAUUCUUUUCAUGGUGUUGUUACCAAUUUCCAACAGAUUAAACCAUUUUGAUUUGUAGGUUUAUUCGGAUCUUGUUGCACUUCUAUGCUUGUCCAAUAACGUCCCAUCAAAGCUUUCUUGGUUCUAUCCUUUUAAUAAUUACUUUCCCUUAUUGUCUUAUAUGUCAUUGCUGUGCAAAAGUCAUUUCACACUAUAGUUCUUCAUUUGUAUUCUUAUAGUUCGGUUGGUGCUGCUCUUCUGAACAUGAGUACCUAAGUGUAGAAUUCUGUUGCAUUUACUAGUACCUAGACAUUCUAGUUUCAAUCUGCUUUGCAUUUAUAAUAGAAUUAGAGCCUGUUUGGAGUGGCUUAUCUAUGGUGCUUUUAAGCUUAAAUGACUUUUAAGCACUUUUGAAGUGUUUGGAUGAAAUUAAAAGUGCUUUUAAGUACUUGUUUUAAGUCAAAAUAGCAAAACUAAGCCAAAGGCAAUAAGCCAAGGGGCCAGAGUGGGUUCUUAACAGAUUAUUGAAAGGCUUAAGAGCUAAAGGAAUCUGAAGAAGUAAAUCAUAGAGACAUCCAUUGUUGCAUGUUGUGACAUUUGAGUUGACUAUUUUCUAGUCCCCAGUUGCAUUUUGUUUGAAACCAAGUUUUUAGCAUCGUCAUGUUAUGGUGAAAGAGGCAUUAGAAGCAGAUCCUAAGUUUAACUCUGUUUCCAGCUGACCUAAACAACCUAGAGCAGACAGAUGGUGUAAUAAUCUGUAUGUCGCUUCUAUAUUCCCAUGGCUAUGUGAUCUGUGAGCUUUUAGCUUUCUGGCCUAAUGGCUGUAGGGGUGUUCAAUGUUUAAUCAUCUUGUAUCCGAGAGAGGGCUUUUUCUGUAGUUUGCUUUGCAGCUGGGAAUCUGUCUUUUUGCUCAGAGUUUAAAGAGCUUCUGAAGCUGCCAAUCAGUUGUCAUGCUAUUGAGUUUUUGACCAAAUUCAUCCUUGUUCUUUUCACCUCAACUUCCAUACAUCCUUAUAAUACUCUACUUAACUAAGAACAUCCUUUAGGUUUCUAAAGAAAUUAUCAAAAACAUCUUCUGUUAAAUAUUUCAUCCUUUUCUAAUAAUCUUUAUAUCAGUAUCAGUUUAUAAGAAAAUAAAGAGAAACAAAAGAAGAAUCGCCCAGAAACAAAGACUUGACCUAAUGAACACUGUGUAACCGUCUUCAACCACAGUCUCCGUAUAUGUAAAAAAUAUAUUCCCAUUUGAGGGUUUGGAUAUGGAACAAUUUGGAGCAAUGGAUUUUUGAAUAGUUCACCCAGCUGAGAGAACUGACUUAGAAGGUUCUUCCUUUUUUUUUUUUUUUCUCUGUUGUUUCUUGGGGUUGUUCCUUAUCACUCUUUUCUUUCAUGUUCUGACUUCUGAGAAAUAAUCUAUAAUUUAGCCAAAACUAUGUAUAGGCACAUUUUUCUGAAAGUACCAAGGUUGUGUUGAGUCAUUAUUCUACUUAUUGAAUUAUUCAAUAACUAAUGAGGCUGCCCAAUAGCUUGGUGUCCAACGAGCUAAGAGCAUCAAAACUGGAGAACUACUUGGAGAAGAAGGGAUUUCAGCAAUGUUCUCUGGCCAAGUAAAGUUCUUUUUGUUCUUUGAAGAGCUGGUGGAAUUCUUUUUGAAAAAGAAAGAAUAACUAAGAGAUGAAGCGAAACUGAGAAAAACAGAUUCAGUUAGAAAAGAAUGAAAAAGUAAACAGAAGGGUGUUUUUGGUCAUAUUUUGGAAAUUUAAACAAUGUUCUUAGUUGAGUGAAAUAUUACAAGGAUGUCAUGAAAGUUGAGGCAAGACAAUAGUGAUGAAUUUGGUCAAAAAUUCUCAUGGUAAUGCUCUUACGUGAGAUUUAUUACAAUCGAAUCCCUAAAAUAGACCUUACAAAAGCCAUAUAUUUAGUGGUCAUUUUCAGUCCCAAGCCUAUGUAAAAGCUUUGAUAAGAAUCCUUUAGUAGCUUUUGCAUAUCUUCAACUUUUGUAUGUUCAACAAACGUGUAUUAUUGCAGUGUGGGACUGACUAUGUCGAGUUGCAUUAUCACCCAGGGAAUUCCCGGAAGAUGCGUUAUGUUUAUUUUCUUCUGGUUGCUGGUAGAUGAUUGUAUUGGCAAAACCAACUUCUGUGUCAAUUUAUUUCCAUCACUGAUAUCAGAUGUUGCACAAUACCUGUUUUCUUGCUUCAAGUGUUGUCACGAUCCUGGUAUAAGCUCGGGAACAAUAUUACUACGCAAAGAAAGUGAAAACCCAUGGAUUCUCGAUCUACUUCUUUCGAGAUUCUUUUUUGUGGAGCAACAAUAGAAGGCCACUGGGUAAUCCUAAUUGCAAACGUUAGCUUCACUCUCCCUUGUGUAAGAAACACAAAUAUGUGCCAUUUUCUAUACGUUGUCAUUUUUUAUUGAAAUUAGGAACAUUUUAGUUAAAAUAAAUAUUAAGAGUAGAGCAGUCUUCAAAAAUAACCUUUUUUCUUAAAAGAAAUAAUGGUGUGGGCGGUUGACACCGCAACUUCCAAAGCACCAUCUGUGAAAUCAAUAGUGAAGUGUUUUAUCAUAUCCGUGAACACGUUUACAGCCUUUGGCAGUACUACUUCAUCACCCUAAUCUAACUUAUGUUUAUCCUUCCUCUUCGAUCAUUGAUGAGGAUGAGUCAUAAUGAAGAUAAACCCAUAACAUAUGGGGACGUGUUUUUUGUGUCCAGUGAAGUUAGUUCAGAAACUAUAUCAGCAGAAGAUGCAUCAAUAAUGCAAUCAGUAGAGAGUGUAGCCCUGGGUCAUGUUCCGCGAGGCGGCCCUGCAUCACUCAUGCAGUCAGCCGCCUCACAGAAUGAGCGUAUGGGUGUGGUAGAUACUAAGGAUUUCGCCACGGAACGCGGCGUUACUGUUUCUCAAGUGGAAGUUGGGGGUACUCGUCUUGUUUCUGAAUCCGUAGGUGGAGAGGUAGUUGCACAGUAUAUUUAUCCAUCAGGUGCAGCAGAUGAAGAGAGAUCAACACGAUAUCCUACGACAGGAGUUCAAGAGGAUGCAGUUACGGUAGGUGAAGCACUAGAGGCAGUGGCACUUAAGCCUGAGGGGAACAAACCAAUUGAACAGAGCGAUGCUGCAGCCAUACAGGCUGCAGAAGCAAGAGCUACUGGACGAAGUGAAGUAGUGCCAGGAGGCGUAGGAGCGGAAGCUCAAUGUGCUGCUUCGAUAAAUGCUCAAACGGAUGACAAGACCACACUCAGAGAUGUGCUAAAAGAUGCAACGAGCAAGCUUAUAGAAGAUAAAGCAGCGAAGAGGGAAGAUGCAGAAGGCGUGGUGGGUGCUGAAAUAAGAAAUACGCUCGACUUGGCUACACAUCCGGGAGGUGUAGCAGCCUCCAUCACCACAGCAUCUGAUCUCAACGAAUUCUAAUGAAUGUAUUUGUUUUGGUUUUUGUCUAGGUAGUUGAGUGCAGUGACACGGAUUCAGGACCUUUUCGGAAUUUUGAAUCCUCUAAAUUACUAGUCAACCUUUAGUCUUGUAUUAAAGAGAUUAAAAAUAAUUUUAAAAAAAUUAACUUAAUCUUUUUUCGAGGGGGUUUUGAUGAA